Messenger RNA from Bipolaris oryzae ATCC 44560, 414 nucleotides. RefSeq lists its product as uncharacterized. Lineage: Eukaryota; Fungi; Ascomycota; Dothideomycetes; Pleosporales; Pleosporaceae. The record is from RefSeq and is a predicted model, not a curated record. The coding region runs from base 1 to 414 and encodes 137 amino acids. The transcript is spliced from 3 exons.
AUGACGGGCGCUUUGCUGGCCAUCAUUGGCAAUGGCAUCGUUGCUCUCUUGGACUUCGGUCAGCGCCUCAAGGGGUAUUUGGAGCAUCAACCUGGCUUCCUCGGUCAAAGCAUUCCGCUGGUGGUCCCCUUUGUUGGCGAUAUUCUCGUUGCCGGUAUGACCCAUUGUCGUAUUUCAAUCAUGUAUGAAUGGACUGUUCAGUCCAUGAACUUUGCGUGCAUCGGCCUAUGUGCUUCCGCAUCUGCAAUAGGACAACAUUUUUUUGAGUUCUUCGAAUAUUUCGAUCACCCGUCGUGGAUUGGAUUGCCCAGGCACGCUGUCAUAUCAGCCCAAGUUGUAGCCUCCACUUCCUGGAAAGACUACAUACUCGACUUCGGCUGGAGUGGUGAAGACAUUACCCUUUACAAGGGUUAG